ACCUAAAGGUGUGGCUCCAUUACAGGAGUUUCACCUUACCCCGCAAACAAAAGCAGUGUUGCCAAAACAGCGCAUUGCCCCAUUAAAACAACAAAAACAACCCGCUACUGUUGCAGCAGGCGCUAAACAGGCCCAUAUGUCCCUCCUCUCGUCAUUCAGUGUGUUGGUUGACCUGUUAAUCAGCACAUGUAGUCUACGCGUUUUAAAAGUGAACAAAUCUGGCCGAGGUUGAGCGGAACACAGCACGUGAGACGGUACCGCGAGGUCGCCACUAGAUGGAGCUCGCGAGUCAACAGUUGUCAACACUAUAUGACGGCUGUAACUUUUAUAUCGUGCAGGGGCUGUAAAUGCAUGGUCAUACUGUAGCUAGUUAAUAAUUGCACAAAACAGACGUUUUGAACCGCUUCCUCUUUCUGCGGCACGCAACGUUGCACACAUCAUGGCUAGUAGUCGUAUAGUAACGUGAGCUGAACGCGCGUGCGUGGCUGCCAAGAGUCUUAUCGGAGAUGAACUUUGAGUGGGGCUGGUCCACGCCCUCCUCCGACACACUGGUCGGUCCCAUCGCCCCCGACAAACACAGUCCGGUAGCGUCUCAGUACCGCAGGGGCACCAUGUACUGCCUGCGAGGUGAACCCGAACUCAGCAAAGCGGAGGAAGCACGCCGCCAUGCCAGACGACAGAAGGUGAUACAAAUGAACGAAAAGCUCCUAGAAAUGGAGGGCGAUCCGGACCUCCAGUUCCUCCUGCAGGGGGGAGACCUCCUCAAGGUCCUCUCCCCGUCCUGGAAGAAGACCCGCUACUUCAGACUCAUGGAGGACUGCAAGACCAUGUGGCGUGAAUCGAAGAAAACCUUCAAGGACAGCAAGACCUGUGAGUGCUGCCGUCCCAGCUACCCAGCUGCAUUUUCACUCGACGAGAUCUCGGCGGUGCGAAUGGGCCGUCAUUCGGAGGGCCUGAGGAAGAACACGGAGGACCAGGUGGAGGGCCGCUGCUUCUCCAUCAUGUUCAAGGGCCGCCGCAAGAACCUGGACCUCAUCGCCAGCUCAGAGGAGGAGGCCAAGCGGUGGGUCAGCAGCCUGGAGAAAGUGGUCUCCAGCAGAAAGGACCUCAACAGGCAGCAGAAGACGGAGCAUUGGAUCUUCAGCUGCUUGAGGAAAGCCGACAAGAACAAAGAUGAUAAGAUGAGUCAGUCGGAGCUCAAGAACUUCCUGCGUCUGAUCAACGUCGAGGUGGAUGACGACUACGCUGAGAUGCUCUUCCAGAAAUGCGACAAAUCCAAAUCGGGAUACCUGGCUGGAGAGGAGAUCAAACAUUUCUAUGACCUGUUGACCCACCGGAAGGAGAUCGAAGUCAUCUACGGAGAGUUCGCUAAAACCACGGGCUUCAUGAGUGCUCAGAACCUGGUGGACUUCAUCAUGGAACAGCAGAGAGAGAAGGCCACGCUGGCCGACGCACACAGCAUUAUCCAGAAGCACGAGCCAGACGAAAACGCCAAGGAGAAUAAGCUGCUGUCCAAAGACGGCUUCCUCAUGUACCUGCACCAUCCAGAGGCCAUGGUCCUCAAUCCAGACCACAGGGAGGUGCACCAGGACAUGAGCCGGCCCCUCAACCAGUACUUCAUCUCCUCCUCGCACAACACCUACCUCAUGGAGGACCAGCUCAGAGGGCCCAGCAGCACGGAGGCUUACAUCAGGGCUCUGCUGAAGGGCUGCCGCUGUGUGGAGCUGGACGUCUGGGACGGAUCAGACGAUGAGCCGGAGAUCUACCACGGCUACACACUGACUUCUAAGAUCCUCUUCAAGGAUGCCAUCAAAUCCAUCAAGGAGUACGCCUUUAAGACGUCCGAUUACCCAGUUAUCCUCUCCUUGGAGAACCACUGCAGUGUGGAGCAGCAGGAGGUCAUGGCCCACCACAUGAGCUCCAUCCUGGGCGGUGCACUCAUCACCUCCCCCCUGGGGGACGGUAUGCCCACCGACUUUCCAUCUCCCGAGGAGCUGAAGGGGAAGUUCCUGAUCAAAGGGAAGAGAUUAAACAAGCUGGAGGCCAGCUUCGCUCCCGAGGCAGCUGCGGCUGAUGACACGGACGUGACGGAGGAGGACGAGUCGAAUAAUGAAGACGAGGAGGACGAACAGAAGGAGGAAGAGAAGAGAAAGGCGAAAAAGAAGCUGAAACUAGCGAAAGAGCUGUCUGACAUGGUGGUUUACUGUAAGAGUGUCCACUUCCACGGCUUUGAGGACGCAAAACGGAACCUGAGCUUCUACGAGAUGUCGUCCUUCAAGGAGAAGAAGGCCAUGACGCUGGCAGAGGAGUCGGCCAAUUCCUACAUCCACCACAACGUGGACAAGCUGAGCCGCAUCUAUCCAGGAGGCUCCAGGACCGACUCCUCCAACUACAACCCAGUGCCUCUGUGGAACGCCGGCUGCCAAAUAGUGGCCUUAAACUUCCAGACAGCCUGCACAGACAUGGAUGUCAACCAGGGCAGAUUCCUGGUUAACGGAAAGAGCGGCUACAUCCUGAAACCGGCCUUCAUGAGGGACGUAGCCACGGAGUUCGACCCCAUCACCCUGACCCGAGGAGACUGGCUGAAGCACAAGACGCUCCAUGUCAUGGUUAUAUCUGCCCAGCAGCUCCCCAAAGUGAACAAGAAGAAAUCCUCCAUUGUGGACCCGUUGGUUAAAGUGCAGGUGUACGGAGUGCCGGCUGAUGUUGCCGAGAAAGAGACCAUCGCGAUUGAAAACAACGGUUUCAACCCAGCGUGGAAUGAAAGCUUCCAGCUUGAUGUGUAUGUACCAGAGCUAGCACUGGUGCGCUUUGCCGUUGAAGACCACGACUCCACGUCUGAUAAUGAGUUUGUUGGGCAGUACACACUUCCAUUCAACAGCUUAAAAAUGGGAUACAGACACGUGCCUCUGCUCAAUAAGAACGGAGACGUCCUCCCCUCAGCUGGACUCUUUGUACACAUUAUGGUCGUUGAUGCCGAGUGAGACGUCACCGACGGGAAAUAAGGACCUCCGAAACACAGCCUCCGUUUCUGCUGUUGAUUAAUUGUUUUUUUUCCUCUAUUGUUUUAAGUUCAUGAUUAACUUAUUGGCUUCAUUCCAGUAGUUUGAGCUGCUACUCUAAACGUCAGAUAAAUACCACAAUCUUCUCAGCAAGCUAAAGGACUCCCAUCUGCAACUGGAAAGUUGCAUUGGGAGGUGGGUAUAUGCAUGCAAAUGCUGCACAUCCACAGCAGGUUUGCCAAACUUUUAAAAUGCUCCACAUGAGUGACAUUACACCUUCAACGGUGUCCCUCAUUUCUAGUCUGUUAAUGUAUUGUCUAUUUAAGUUUUUUAAAUGACCCUUUUAUGAAUUCUGGAGAAACAUAAGCCAACAUGGAAACAAUGUGCUUUGUAUUCAUCAGUCAUUUUAGUGUGGUUAUUUUUUUCAUGUAACAUCGUCACGACUUCUUCUUUUUGUAAAUCAAGAUGAAGAUAAAAGUUUUAAACAUGAA
Molecule: messenger RNA, 3493 nt
Organism: Anarrhichthys ocellatus (wolf-eel)
Lineage: Eukaryota; Metazoa; Chordata; Actinopteri; Perciformes; Anarhichadidae
Gene: plcd1b
Product: phospholipase C, delta 1b
Exons: 15
Coding region: 507-2984 (825 amino acids)
Biological process (GO): lipid metabolic process; intracellular signal transduction
Cellular component (GO): plasma membrane
Molecular function (GO): phosphatidylinositol-4,5-bisphosphate phospholipase C activity; calcium ion binding
Source: RefSeq, a predicted model, not a curated record